AUGCACUUCACUACCACCUUCGCUGCUGUUGCACUGCUGGGAACUGCUUCUGCACUUCCUGGCAAGUUCCAGUUCGAGAAGCGCUCGGCCACUGACUGCGAUUAUGCCUACAAUACUUGCCGUACCAAGUUUGACGCGAAUAUGGCUACCUGCGCAGCUGAGUACGCAGCCUGCCUUGGAUACAACCCUUUCACUGCUGCUGCCUCGCACACUGUACCUUUCCCCAUUGAUUCUUCUUACCUCCACGGACCCACUGGUGCUGUUGGAACUGGCGUGAUUGGAACUGGCUCUGGCUCUGUCAACCCUCCACCUACCACCUCUUCGGCUGUCGUCAAGCCUACAGAUGGAAGCACGAUCACUAAGACCUACACCAUCCCUGUCGAGGUCACAUCAAUCAUCACUUCGUUCGUGCCUUGCUCGACUCCUGUCAUGUCCAACAGCGAGACAACCUUCUUCAGCACCUGGCUGACUGUUUCUUACAUCACGACAACCUAUGAGACGGUCACAACCAGCUGCGAGACCAUCUACCCUACCUCUACUGAGACUGCUCCGGUGCAGCCUUCUGCUACUACCAUUCCUGGCAGCACUGUUACUGGACAGGCUUCUUGCACUUGCCCUGCACCUGAGACUGUUUACGAGACUGUUAUUUCUUACGUUACUGUCAACGGUGGUGACCACAAGACCGAGACCGCUGUCCCUGCCACCAACACUCCCAUCCAGCCCAGCUCUUCCCUCAGCUGGUCUCACACUGGCUCUGCUAGCGGCAGUGUCAAGCCUACUGGUUGGGUCAAGCCUUCUGGCUGGGUGAAGCCUUCAGGCUACUAA
This is a messenger RNA of Aureobasidium melanogenum CBS 110374, 825 nucleotides long. RefSeq lists its product as uncharacterized. Bases 1 to 825 code for a protein of 274 amino acids. Lineage: Eukaryota; Fungi; Ascomycota; Dothideomycetes; Dothideales; Saccotheciaceae. The transcript has a single exon. The record is from RefSeq and is a predicted model, not a curated record.